Messenger RNA from Eimeria acervulina, 847 nucleotides. RefSeq lists its product as hypothetical. The annotation marks the transcript as partial. The transcript is spliced from 6 exons. NCBI's taxonomy places the organism in Eukaryota, Apicomplexa, Conoidasida, Eucoccidiorida, Eimeriidae. The record is from RefSeq and is a predicted model, not a curated record.
GAUGGCGUUAUGUUUGGUAGAUUGUCUCCGCGCUCUCCGCCCCCUUUGCCUCGCGCUGACCCCAACACAACCCAAGGUUCUUGGGGCUUACUUGUCUUUAGUUGAUAUUCUUAUAGAAGACGAUGUGGCGCUCGUCCUCCAAAGGAUGUCACCUGAAGACACUCACGUCUUAAUGACGCUGGUGGAGCGCGGCGCGUUAUCAGGGCAGACAAGAUUAGCGAGUUGUGCAUUAGAAAGUAUUUAUGUAUUAGCAAUGCAUGCAGCAGAUCUGCAGCUGCAAGGAGGUCUUUAUAAUCCUAGCUUAGAUGCAGGUAAAGGGGUGGAGGCUCUCUUUGUUGCUACGCCCCAAGGAGACUCCGUCCAGCAGGUGUAUGUACACCUCGCACAGCUGGCGACUGCUCUGCUGCAGAAGCUGCCCAACGAGCAAAUGACUCCAGCGGAACAAGAUGUGAUUGGGGCUUGUUUAUUUGCUGCUCUCUUUUGUAUUGGGGUUCGUGCCUUCGCUCUGCGGCAUUUGCUGCGUUGUUUUGCUGCUAACUUCGCAGCUCAAGGCGCAGGUAGCUGGAGUGGGGGCUGCUCAACUCAUUCGUUGGAGCAGAGAAUUGAGGAGUUAGAGACGGCUGUCUUAGUUGCUGUGCGGGAGGCGCUGCCUGCUGAUGCAGCAGCAACAGGUGCAGCAGCACCAGCAGCACCAGCAGCAGGAGCAGCAGCAGCAACGAAUCAGGGGGCCCCUCCACGCUUCAGGCAGCAGCAUUUCCACAAGAGAGAAGAUGCCUUUAAGCUUGAACUCGCUAAUUUCGUAGCAGAGUUCGCCACCUUCGCACCCUCCAGAGGCCCGUCAACUUAG